AUGUCGCUGUCCCAUUCAGCGGCACCGGUUGGUAAGGAGGAAGAGGAGCAAGGCGCAAGCGCUAGUGCUGGUGGUGCUGAUGCUACUGGUGCGCCAAGCACGCAGGUCACAGAACAUACACAGGAGCUUACCCAGAACUACAAGCGACGUCUAUCUCCUGCACCUGAUAGCGAAGAAGAUCCAGGAGAUGACAAGGACGACCUGGCGAGGAACGGAGAGAUGCAAAUGACCAUGGCGAUGGGAAGAGACGUCCAUGCAUCUGCAGAUACCAUACAAAAUUCAGUUACGGAAGAAACUAUCGAAAAAGAUGGAAAGACAGACGCACAGGAUGCACUUAACGCACCAGAGAGUGCACGUCGCCCAGCGCCUGCCUUUACACACACAUCGUUUGUACGAGCUACAUCGGCCGAUGCAUGGUUCCUAUCGACGACACACCGGCGGAAUUUCGCGACACGCAAACUCGGACGGGACAUUUUACGUGGUACAUCGACAAAGCGAAUAUCGCAGAUUGUCGGCGCGCUGGACGCGUCAGAGUUGCCACGACUCGCUCGGAUCGCAGCUGAUCAAGCGCCAAACACACAAGACACAGCACUACCAGUGCGCACAAGACACUCACAACGUGCCAUGGCACUGCAACUGGAUCCUGAGCGCCAAGACAUGUAUGUGACGCAGCUUCUUCAUGGCUUUCAUCUAAUGCUGUACGGUGUCGGGGACAAAGCGCCAGUGGUCCGAGCCAUUGUAGAGCGGAUGGCAAAGAACUACGGGAGUGCAAGUCUCUUGGUUCAAGGCGCUGCAGGCCGAGCCCUCUCAAUUGACCGUAUCAUCAAGUCCAUUGAACAGGCACUAGGUACAUCACUACCAGAGACAAGCGGCCGCACGGUAAUGCGGGAGGACCGAGUCUCGCAGCGGAUCCGACAACUUACUCAUUGCCUAGGCACGCGCGCAUCCAGCGUGCCGCCGAAGCCCCCGCAUCGACUUGUGCUGGGCCUCUUGGCUUUUGACGACCCUAUCUUCCAUACCACACGCAUCCACACGCUCAUUCACGCCCUUGCGCGCUGUGAGCGCGUGCAUAUCGUCGCAAGUGUGUCGCAAGUGAAUGCAGGCUUGUUGCUUGACGGGAGCGCGGGUUCGUUUGGUCUUGGCAUUGCCGGGCAUGCAGAAGUACCGCUCUUCCACCUCCCGGGGAUACGCACGCUUCGUGCACCGUGGCUAUGGCAUCAUGCGACAACGUAUGUACCGCCCAUUUCAGAGCUGGUCCAGUCGCGAGGCACAGCUGCUAGCUCGUCCUCGUCAACAGGGCUUGCGUCACUGAAACUACCAGCAGCUGUAGAUUUAGCAGGUGGCCGUGCACGUGCAGCGCCCGGUGCAUCUGUCGCAGCCGCAAUGGCACAACCAAUCUCUGAUGCUGCAGCGAUCCAGGUGCUUCAGACGAUCACGUCGCGGGCGCGAAGUUUGUUCUCACAGCUUGCUGCAUUACAGCUUGUCGCAGUAGCCGAGGCCGGUGCUGAUGUCGAUGACGGGAGUGUGCCACGAACGCCAUACGUUGUGCUCAUGCGAGAAGCGCUACGCGAAUUUAUUGCAUCAUCCGACGAGAGCGUGCGUCAGUUGCUUGGCGAGAUGGUCGAUCACGGCCUGGUCAUUGUCACACGUGGCGCCACGACCGUCACAAAUAGUCAUGCGAUCGCUGUCGGUGACGAACUCUCGAUUCCCUUCCCUGUGCCGGUGCUCGAGCAGGUCCUUGCACAGAUUGCCUAA
This is a messenger RNA of Malassezia globosa CBS 7966, 1755 nucleotides long. RefSeq lists its product as uncharacterized. The coding region runs from base 1 to 1755 and encodes 584 amino acids. Gene Ontology annotation, cellular component: nuclear origin of replication recognition complex; nucleus. Gene Ontology annotation, biological process: DNA replication. Lineage: Eukaryota; Fungi; Basidiomycota; Malasseziomycetes; Malasseziales; Malasseziaceae. Gene Ontology annotation, molecular function: DNA replication origin binding. The transcript has a single exon. The record is from RefSeq and is a predicted model, not a curated record.